Molecule: messenger RNA, 600 nt
Organism: Vicia faba (fava bean)
Lineage: Eukaryota; Viridiplantae; Streptophyta; Magnoliopsida; Fabales; Fabaceae
Source: the annotation of a GenBank genome assembly
AUGGAAGAAAACAAGAAGUGGAUGCAUAAAGAGACUGAAAGACAAAGAAGACAAGAGAUGGCCAACCUCUGCACCAACCUUAGAUCUCUUCUUCCUUUAGAGUAUAUUAAGGGAAAACGCUCGAUUUCGGAUCAUGUGAAUGAGGCUAUGAACUAUAUCAACCACCUACAAAUCAAGGUGAAGCAGUUAGAAGCUAAGAAGGAAGAGUUAACGAAUAUGUCUAGUUUGAAUACAAACGUCCCUCAAACUGAAUCUACUAGUGCUACCAAUCUUCAACCCUUUGUUAUUGUUCAACCUUUCCCUGGAGGAAUUGAGAUUGUGUGCAGUUACAGCUUCAAGAAGUGUUUCUUUCCUUUGUCAAAAGUGCUUUUCAUGCUGGCUAAAGAAGGGCUUAAUGUAAUAAGCUGUACUUCCAACAAAAUAGAUGGCAGAUUCAUAUACAACAUACUAUCUGAGGAUCCGAUAAUGACCGGCGUUGAUUUCUCUGAGCUGCAAAGAAAACUUACCGAAGCAGUAUCAUCUUCAAGUUUGCCAGAGAGUUCAUCUGAACCACAAAAUUGGCAAUAUCUUGAGAAAAAUGUAUAUUUUCAAAGUUUCUGA